AUGCUGUUAUUCUUCUGUUUCGAGCAGCAAGGACUUCGAGCGGAGAGACUGUUCGAUCAACUCCACAUGUUACUGUUGUUCGCACUCACGGGUCCUCUGCCGCCUUCGUCUCACAACACAAUUCUGAGCAGAAAUAAUUUGAUUGCAGGUGAUGUUGAAAAAUGUUCACCUCCUGGCAUGCUACAGUUUCUUGCAAGAAGCUGCAUAUGGCUAAUGCUUGCAGAAUUCGGUUUGGAUGUUGCUGUUUUCCUCUAUGGAGAACCCAGAGAGUAG
Messenger RNA from Necator americanus (New World hookworm), 273 nucleotides. RefSeq lists its product as uncharacterized. Lineage: Eukaryota; Metazoa; Nematoda; Chromadorea; Rhabditida; Ancylostomatidae. The transcript has 2 exons. The coding region runs from base 1 to 273 and encodes 90 amino acids. The record is from RefSeq and is a predicted model, not a curated record.